Messenger RNA from Rotaria sp. Silwood2, 1026 nucleotides. The record is from the annotation of a GenBank genome assembly. Lineage: Eukaryota; Metazoa; Rotifera; Eurotatoria; Philodinida; Philodinidae.
AUGCCAGCUGCACAUGGAUAUCGAACAGGUAAGUUCACCUAUAUCAGCUAUUUCAUUCUAGGCUCUCGUCGCAAUUUAAAUUCAUAUUCAUUUUUAUUAAUUACUUCAGCACGAGUCGAAUCAAAAUCGCCAAAAACAACGAGCAACUGGAGCAGUACUAAGUCUAGAUCGGCUCAAACUUCAUCUCGAACACAACGUGCUGUUAGUGCGUUCCCAACGUCACAUAGAUCAGCUGCCGCAUAUGCACAACGCAACAAUCGCUCUCAAAGUAGUCGUUCGAAAAAUCAUUGUGGCCCUCUGCACUCGGCUGUACCCGAUUCAGCUGAGUUGGAGCCCAUUCGUCGACCGGACUAUGGCUCUGUUAAACGAACUAUGACCGUUUUUACCAAUCAUUUUCCUGUCACUUUUGAUAAUCUCACCGUCAAUCAUUAUGAAAUUGAUAUUGUCUUCAUCGAUCAAGACGAAAAGUCGCGACCAGCACGUAAACGAGAGCGCUGUGUAGUAUUAAAUCAAGUUGUCCAACAAGAAAAAAACUUUCCCAUCGUUUGGUACGAUGAAGGCAAGAAUUUAUAUACUCGAAAAUCAUUGUCACACUUCACAGAACCAAUCCUAACUACAUGCCAGAUAGGUGACAAAAUGAAGAAAUUUGAAUUUAUCGUGCGUCGAUUUGUUCGACAAGAAAAUCUUCAAAAUCUACGAAAGUUUAUCAAUGGCGAAACAAGUAUUCGACCUCAUGAUGCAAUUCGCAUUGUUGAAACUCUUUUCAAACAACAGGCGCGCAACGAUUUUAUCUGUAUCCGAAAUCAAUUCUACGACGGACGUCAACAGCUUGAUGAUUUAACUGAAUGGGAACGUUCUUCAAAACCGCUUGCUAAUCCAAAAAUGGCUACCGUCAAACCUGAAGAUCGCUACAAGAAGAUUAUAAAACUUGCUGGGGAUAGAAAUUUUGGUACGGAUCUCUAUCUCAAAGAGCUAAAUAUUCAUGUUGAUACAACAAAUAUGAUGCAAGUUCAAGGUAUUUUUUAA